AUGUUCAUUAAACUGAAUUAUUUGAGUCAAACUCCACUCACUACCCCUCACGGCCACCAAAUAAGCAUCGAAUUUCGUGAUCAGUUCCACUUGGAAGAGGCAACCAAUUGUGAAUACGAUUAUCUGGAGAUCCGUGACGGCGCCUAUGGCUACUCCAAUCCCAUCGCUAAACUGUGUGGACAUGAAUUCCCACGAGAUAUCAGUUCUAAUGAUCGCUAUUUGUUUCUACGGUUUGUAUCCGACGAAAGCAUUGAAUAUUCCGGAUUCAGAGCCGUCUACUCAUUCAAAAAGCUUCCCACCGAAAGGCCUGAACCUCCGAGAGAAUGUCGAUUCAAUAAGACUGGUGUGAGUGGACUCAUACACCACAAGGAAAUUCCAGCUGAACUACAAAACUAUUCCAUCGCUCAAGAAAUCUCUAUCGAUUGCAUGUGGAAUAUAACAGUACAGCCCGGAUAUAAGAUGUAUUUGAAUUUCAAGGAAUAUAAGCUGAAUAACCCAAACAAUUGUGAAUCCAAUUACAUCGAUGUAUAUAACGAUAAGCUGAGUGAGUUGGCCCGGGAGUACCGGUUCUGUGGCACUCAAGCAGAGUCUGUGCGAUCGAAAUCCAAUACAAUGAACAUCAGGUUCUUCGCCAAACACGACGCCCUUCAGAGCGUUCAGUUUGAGAUCACUUUCACUGCCUUCCGAGAGCUCACCAACAAAGAAAAAUGUCGAACCGAUGAAUUCGACUGUGAAGACAGCACUUGUAUUGAUUACAGCCUCAGAUGCGAUGGAUAUGACAAUUGUAAAUAUCGAUACGAUGAGGACAAACAGACUACCUGUGCUCCCGCGAGUGGUGGUAUAUUCAACUUCACAUCGCAGCAUAUGGUCGUCAUUUUGGUGGUGUUCUGUGCGCUGGUGUUGGGAAUGUGUGCCUCCAUUACCAUCUCGUGUUGGAGUAAAAUACAGGAACGGAGACAACGAAAGCGUGAUUACAAACUGAGGCGAUCCAGAGAGACGUCCGUUGAGGUGGGAUUGGACCGCACGAUGACUAUCACGAGCUUAGACCGCACCGACAGACAGGCACUCGAGCAGGAAAUGGCAGCACAACAACAGGCAGUGUUAGGUUCCGGCGGCCGGACCCGCAAAAUCAUAACCGCAAACGCCAUCACCAGAAAAGGCGGCGCUUUUCGUGAUGACGACCUCAACGGUUGUUAUGUCCCCGAUAUGGAUAUUAAUGUGUUUCGCAAACAACCCAAUGGCGGACCACAACCACAGCAACUCCUGGACGACAAGUUCUCCCCCGAGUCGCCCACACACGCCAUGAUUGGUAACCAGAUAUCGCCCGAUUGUACCCAUUAUUACGUUCAUCAACAGCAACGAGACUCCAUCAGAAGCAGCUCCGAGAGCCCAAUACCGCCGCCACCGCCGCCACCGAUGUUGAGUCACAUGAGACAAAGACAACGAACUGUUCCGUUAGACGCCAGCAAAUUAGACUCGUGUUCGCCAUCCGAUGACAAUCACCACCUCAUCGACAGAGGCGUAGAACAGAUGCAUCAGUCGGUGCCCCAAAUGCAUCGCCCGGACUGUUCCCAACAUAACCCCAAUUCACUUUAG
Molecule: messenger RNA, 1596 nt
Organism: Oppiella nova
Lineage: Eukaryota; Metazoa; Arthropoda; Arachnida; Sarcoptiformes; Oppiidae
Source: the annotation of a GenBank genome assembly